Molecule: messenger RNA, 447 nt
Organism: Rosa rugosa (rugosa rose)
Lineage: Eukaryota; Viridiplantae; Streptophyta; Magnoliopsida; Rosales; Rosaceae
Product: ABC transporter A family member 7-like
Exons: 4
Coding region: 16-264 (82 amino acids)
Biological process (GO): transmembrane transport; lipid transport
Cellular component (GO): membrane; intracellular membrane-bounded organelle
Molecular function (GO): ATP binding; lipid carrier activity; ABC-type transporter activity
Source: RefSeq, a predicted model, not a curated record
GAAAUAUAUACCAGCAUGGGUGUUUGUCCACAGCACGACUUACUAUGGGAGAGCCUGACUGGAAGGGAGCAUUUGCUGUUUUAUGGUAGACUUAAGAAUCUCAAAGGUUCUGCCUUAAUAGAAGCUGUGGAAGAGUCUUUGAAGAGUGUGAAUCUGUUCUAUGGUGGAGUUGCUGACAAACAGGCUGGGAAGUAUAGUGGAGGUAUGAAGAGAAGGCUUAGUGUUGCAAUUUCACUCAUAGGGGAUCCGAAGGUACUGUUGUGAAGCGGAAACGAGGGACGCUGUUGCGUGACCUAGCCCAGCCAGGUGAUGAAAUCCUUGUAGCGAGGGGUGGACAAGGAGGGGUGAGGCAUCAUGCAUCUUAAUUGGAGUGGAAAUUUUCAGUAUUUUCUGUGCAGAUUUAGAACUGUUUGAGUAUUAUCGAGACUAUCUUUGCAUAAUACUGAU